CCGACCAUGCACGCCGAUCAGCUAGUACCGGCGGUCGUCGCCGCCGUGGCCGUGUUGUGCCUGCUCAUCGCCGGCCGCGCGGACGGCCAGGACGAGUACGUCCCUGCUGCCGCGGGGAGCGAAGAGGCGGUGGAGCCGCAGCCGGGGACCGCCGCAGCCGGCGGCGAGGAGUACGUCCCGCAGCCGGGGUUGCUGCCGGGGGCCUCCCUAGCCAAGGCGUUCACCGGCGGCUACUUCCCGCAGCAGCCCAAGGCCGAGCCGGAGCCGGAGCAGACGACCACGGAACCGGAGCCGGAGCCGGAGCAGACGACCAGGGAACCGGAGCCGAUCACGCCCACGCGCGACCAGGGCGAUUUCUACCGCACCGGCGUGACGCCGACCGCGCCUGAGCCGCCUGCGAUGCUAACCUCGCCGGAGACGUGGGAGAAGCCGUGGACGCCAUUUGUACCCAAGACGCCGUCGUAUGUGCCCCAGACGCCGGCGUUUGUUCCCAAGACGCCGUCGUAUGUGCCCCAGACGCCGGCGUAUGUGCCCCAGACGCCGGCGUUUGUGCCCCAGACGCCUGCGUACGUGCCCAAGACGCCGGCGUACGUGCCCCAGACGCCGGCGUACGUGCCCCAGACGCCGGCGUAUGUGCCCCAGCAGCAGAGUGGCGGCGGCGGAUCGUACGCUGGCGGGGGCGGCAACAAGCAGGUGGACGACGACGGGGAGCCGGUGGACGGGCUGAGCCCCAAGGCCAUCGACAACAUCCUCAAGGAGCACAACGCUUUCCGCGCCAAGGAGCACGUGCCCCCUCUCACGUGGAACGCGACGGUGGCGCAGUACGCGCAGCAGUACGCGAACAAGCGCAAGGGGGACUGCGCGCUGAAGCACUCGACGGGGCCGUACGGGGAGAACCUCAAGUACGGGGAGGGCAAGGCGUGGACGUGGCGCCACACCGUCGACGAGUGGAGCGAGGAGAAGAAGAACUACCACUACGGCUCCAACUCCUGCGACGCCGGCAAGCAGUGCGGCCACUACACCGCCGUCGUCUGGAAGGGCACCACCGGCGUCGGCUGCGGCCGCGUCACCUGCACCACCGGCGACACGCUCAUGGUCUGCAGCUACUACCCGCCUGGGAACUACGACGGCGAGAAGCCAUACUAAUAAUAAUCCAUCUUAUCAAUCGGUUAAUUAACUUAUUAAUUAUUACUUCUUUCUCAAGUAGUACGUAGUACUACUCAGGUAGUACAAUGCAUUUUUGUUCUUAAUCUUUCUUGCACAUACAUAAUAUGUGCAUAAGUUAGCAAUCUUUUUCCUAACAAAUUAAGCCUCGCAGCUGCUGCAUGCAUGCUGUAGAAAAAUAGUACCAGGUACUGUAUUUUGUUUUUUUUGAGCUUUACCAGGUACUGUAUUUCGUUGGCAAGAACAGCUUAUGAUGUAUAUUUUUUUUUUACCGAAAUAAUGUGCUUUGUUUUUUGGCAGUAGAGAGAAUACUUACUCUCCUACGAAAGUAGUUACUUUUAUGCAACAAUUGAA
This is a messenger RNA of Hordeum vulgare subsp. vulgare (domesticated barley), 1518 nucleotides long. RefSeq names its product probable pathogenesis-related protein CaO19.6200. Gene Ontology annotation, cellular component: extracellular region. The transcript has 2 exons. Lineage: Eukaryota; Viridiplantae; Streptophyta; Magnoliopsida; Poales; Poaceae. The coding region runs from base 7 to 1146 and encodes 379 amino acids. The record is from RefSeq and is a predicted model, not a curated record.